This is a messenger RNA of Malania oleifera, 3085 nucleotides long. RefSeq names its product oxysterol-binding protein-related protein 1D. The record is from RefSeq and is a predicted model, not a curated record. The transcript has 8 exons. Gene Ontology annotation, molecular function: sterol binding. Gene Ontology annotation, cellular component: intracellular membrane-bounded organelle; membrane; cytosol. The coding region runs from base 512 to 2941 and encodes 809 amino acids. Lineage: Eukaryota; Viridiplantae; Streptophyta; Magnoliopsida; Santalales; Ximeniaceae.
UAACCUGCGCAGCUACGCCUCCUCCCCCUUCCCUUCCCACACGGCUUCUCUCGCUCCGUCAUUUGUGCCCCUUCCACUCUCUCCACUCGCUCUCUCUCUCUCUGGAGCUGCAUCACUAAUGAGUGAAUUAAAUUGGAUCUGCUAGCGCGGUACACAUCUCUAUCGUCUGCAUGCUUAAUUGGCGAGCUCUGCACUUGCAGCUGCUCAUUACUCUUUCUCUAUCUCUCCCUUGAUUGGUCUCCAGAUCUUAUGUCAUUUCAGAACAUUAUAGGGUGGGACGCCACUUCGUGCUCCGAUCGGCUUCUCAAGCGCUGCUUGGCCGAGGAGAUCACUUCCGAAUUGGAUCUUCUCCAGCCGGCGCUCUUCUUCUGUAGACAGCGAUGUGCGGGAGGCCAGUGCGGUUCUGCUUCUGCAUUUCCGAGGUGCGUCAUUUUCGCCUGAUGCGGUCCCCGUGAUCGAUCGACGCUAGCUGUAGCGUUUUUGCGUUUUGAAUGAUUCCAGUUCGUUCCGGAUGAAUCCUCUUUGCUGCAUUGCUCCGGUCUCCAUCGAUCGGGACCGGGCCAACCCGGUCGUAGCUAAACAGCCGAGCCAGUUGCAGCUAGGGUUCGAGAGUUCUUUGAGAAGCACCGGUGCGAAACCGAGCCUUUUAGCUCAGGUCUCGUCGGUGGGGACCGAUUCGGAAGGGUUGUGUUCUGUGAAUAACGAGGCGGAGGAUGCGGUGAGCGAAACGAGGGAAUCGAAAGUGUAUUGUGGGAAUGGAGGGGUUACUGGUGGUGGAGUGGCUGGGAUUCUGUACAAGUGGGUGAAUUACGGGAAGGGCUGGAGGUCGAGGUGGUUUGUGCUUGAAGAUGGCGUGCUUUCGUACUACAAGGUUCACGGGCCGGACAAGAUUGUGAUGAGUCCCGGAAGAGAGAAGGGUGUUAAGGUAAUUGGGGAGGAGUCUUUUAGAUAUAUGAGGAAGGCUAGUUGGAGCAAUAGUCGGCUUGCUAAUGGGUCUGCUAAGCAGUGGAAGCCUUUCGGGGAGAUACAUUUGAAGGUUUCUUCAAUACGAGCAAGCAAGUCAGAUGAUAAAAGACUCUCCAUAUUCACAGGAACAAAAACACUUCACUUGCGCUGCCUAUCUAGAGAGGACAGAGCUGCAUGGAUUGAAGCACUGCUGGCUGCUAAAGACCUUUUCCCUAGAGUAUUGGCUAGUAGUGAUUUUGCAUUCCCGGAAGAGGUUGUUGUUUCAACUGAGAAGCUAAGAUCACGGUUAUUGCAGGAAGGCAUUGGUGAGCCAGUCAUUAAGGACUGCGAAUCUAUUAUGCUUUUGGAACUCUCUGAUAUGCAAAACAAGUUGAACGCUCUCCAACAUAAGCAUGUAAUGCUGUUAGACAAAUUAAGACAAUUAGAGUCAGAGAAAAUAGAGCUGGAAACCACUGUAGUGGAUGAAACAAAGGGACGUGAAUCAUGUUGUGGGCAAGGAAAUAGAAGAUUCAGUGAUUUCUAUUCCAUCAUGUCAGAGGGCUCUGCAAGUGAUUCUGAUGCUGAUAAUUUCAGUCAAGGGGUAGAAAUCGAAACAGAUGAUGAUGAUGGAAUAUUUUUUGAUACAAAUGAUUUUUUAUCUUCUGAGCUAAGAAGCUCUUCUUAUCGUAGUCGAGAGGCUGUGGGAAAUGCUUUUAGUUCUUUGGUAUAUGAUAAAGAUUUUUUAUUUUCUGAUCACUUGCAUGAGGUUGAAAAGGAGAUCAGGACAGUCCAAUACCCAUACAUCCAAAGAAGGGAUAGUUUGCCAGAACCAAAAGAGAAAGAAAACCCAGUUGGUCUAUGGUCAAUUAUUAAGGACAAUAUUGGAAAGGACCUGUCUGGAGUUUGUCUUCCUGUUUACUUCAACGAGCCGCUUUCUUCCUUGCAGAAGUGCUUUGAAGAUUUGGAGUAUUCAUACUUGGUUGAUCGAGCAUUGGCAUGGGGAAAGCAGGGGAAUGAUUUGAUGAGAAUUCUAAACAUCGCUGCUUUUGCUGUGUCUGGAUAUGCUUCAACAGAAGGUCGGCAAUGCAAACCCUUCAAUCCCCUCCUCGGGGAGACUUAUGAGGCUGACUAUCCAGAUAAAGGUCUUCGCUUCUUCUCUGAAAAAGUGAGUCAUCACCCAAUGGUUGUUGCUUGUCACUGUGAGGGCAGAGGCUGGAAUUUCUGGGCAGACUCUAAUCUCAAAGGAAAAUUCUGGGGCCGUUCCAUCCAGCUUGAUCCGGUGGGUCUACUUACCCUACAAUUUGAAGAUGGGGAGACAUUUCAGUGGAGCAAGGUCACCACUUCUAUAUACAAUAUCAUAAUAGGUAAAAUUUAUUGUGAUCACUAUGGCACCAUGCGCAUUCGGGGGAGUGGCAAAUACUCAUGCAAGCUCAAGUUCAAGGAGCAGUCUAUCAUAGACCGAAAUCCCCAUCAGGUUCAUGGCUUUAUACAAGACAACAGAACUGGAGAGAAGGUGGCAAUGUUGAUGGGGAAGUGGGAUGAGGCAAUGUACUAUGUACUGGGAGAUCCAGCUACAAUGCCCAAGGGUUUUGAUCCAAUGACAGAAGCUGUUUUGUUGUGGGAAAGGGAUAAAACAACUUCUACCAAGACAAGAUACAACCUCACACCUUUUGCAAUAUCAUUAAAUGAGUUGACACCAGGCUUAACAGAGAAAUUGCCUCCAACUGACUCAAGGCUGAGGCCUGAUCAGAGGCAUCUAGAGAAUGGAGAAUAUGAGUUGGCAAACACAGAGAAGCUCCGACUUGAAUUGUUGCAGAGACAGGCAAGAAAGUUGCAGGAGAGAGGGUGGCAUCCGAGAUGGUUUCGGAAGGAUGAGGAUGGCUGUUACCGUUAUGUGGGUGGAUACUGGGAAGCAAGAGAGAAGGGGAAUUGGGAUGGAAUUCCCGACGUAUUCGGCCAGAGUAGCGAUAUGCCUCCAUGUUUAAUAGAAGUAUAGAUUGCCUUUUGGCCCAGUACGCGCUAGUUUAUUUCUGUACUCUUCCAUCUUUUCUUUAUAUAUGAAGGAUUUCUUGUUGGGAACACAUAAAGAUGAGUACCAAAUAUGCAAUUAAAGUAAUUAUAAUCAUAGUUUUCCGAUGUA